Molecule: messenger RNA, 1903 nt
Organism: Eleginops maclovinus (Patagonian blennie)
Lineage: Eukaryota; Metazoa; Chordata; Actinopteri; Perciformes; Eleginopidae
Gene: hacd3
Product: 3-hydroxyacyl-CoA dehydratase 3
Exons: 10
Coding region: 123-1148 (341 amino acids)
Biological process (GO): fatty acid elongation; sphingolipid biosynthetic process; very long-chain fatty acid biosynthetic process
Cellular component (GO): endoplasmic reticulum membrane
Molecular function (GO): 3-hydroxyacyl-CoA dehydratase activity
Source: RefSeq, a predicted model, not a curated record
ACGAGCACGUCGUAACGUUGACAGAUGGCGAACGCGCGAGUAUUUGCUGACGGGCUAGCAUGACGCGAGGAGACUUUAGUCAUUGUUGUUCAAACUGAUAUUUGUUCAAAAAAAGCGGAACAAUGCCACUCACACCUCUCGUAUACUGGGCUCAACGCCACGAAGACAUUUACCUGCGAGUGGAGCUCACAGACGCACAGGAUAUUGAUGUGCAUGUACAUGAAAACGUGCUUCAGUUUAGAGCCCAGGGCCAUGGUGCGAAAGGACAAAAUGACUACGAGUUUAGCUUGGAGUUUCUUUCCCCAGUAAAGUCAGAGGUGAGCCACAGGUCCACGCAGCGGCAGGUGAGCAUCACGGUGCAGAAAGGGCAGCGAGGCUGGUGGGAGAGACUGACGCUGAAGGAGCGCAAACCAGUGUUCUUGGCUCCUGACUUUGACCGUUGGCUGGACGAGUCAGAUGCUGAGAUGGAGAUCCGGGAAAAAGAGGAGAAAAGGAACAGGCUGAAGGCUUCCAGGCAUAAAGAGGAAGGGUUUAUCAGCCUGAAAACAGCAUUUCUGUUUGUCUAUAACCUGGUGCAGUUCCUUGGUUUUUCAUGGAUCUUUGUCAACAUGACCGUGCGGCUCUUCAUCUUUGGCCAAGAUUCUCUCUACGACACAUUUCACACCAUAUCGUACGUGAUGUUCUUCUGCCAGAUCUUGGCUGCAGUUGAAGUCCUCAACGCCGCUUUUGGUGUUGUCCACUCGGGUGUCGUUCCAACUCUUAUACAGGUGGUUGGAAGGAAUUUUGUCCUCUUCAUCAUUUUUGGUAGUUUGGAAGAAAUGCACAACCGGCCUGUUGUGUUCUUCGUCUUCUACCUGUGGAGUGCCAUUGAGAUUGUACGGUAUCCAUUUUACAUGCUGGGCUGCUUCAAUACAGAGUGGAAAACUCUCACGUGGCUGCGGUACACAAUCUGGAUACCACUCUAUCCAUUAGGUGUUUUAGCAGAAGCUGUUGCUGUAAUACAAUCCAUUCCCAUCUUUGAUGAGACCAAACUCUUCAGCAUUCCUCUGCCGAAAGCCAUCGGUAAUUCCGUCAGCUUCUCUUACGUCCUGUACAUGUAUCUGGUCGUCAUGUUCUUGGUAAGUUUGCAUAUAAAUCAUUAUCUAUAAACAUUUGAGCAAAUGUGGUCUAAUGUCAACAUGUUUGUACUGAUACCAAUCUUUUGGUUUUGUAUUUUAGGACUGUUUAUCAACUUUCGUCAUCUGUACAAGCAGAGGAAGAAGCGUUUCCGCACCAAAAAGAGGAAAGCUAACUGAGAACAGUUAAAACAGAAACAACAUCUCUGCUGCCCGCAUGGUUAAAAUGUUUUUAAACCAUGCUCUGGUCAAACAGUUUUUGUUAUGAAGAUAAUUUCCUUUUCCACAGUUUUCCUUACUAAAAUAAUUUAAUUAGUGGUCAACAUGAACAUCUCACAGAUGAUGCAAUAUUUCAUCAUUGUACUGACAGUCUCAUUUACUGAUGAUUAAUCUCUUGGAUGUAAAAAUAUAUUUUGUAGAUUAGUUAAAAGCUGUAAUAAGCCAUAGAACCUGAUAUCCUGUGUGAUUACAUUGGUUUUUCUUAUCGUCUGUGAUUUUUAAUGCAGUGUAGUCCUGCUGAUGUCAUUUAUAAUACAAUGUGUAUGAAUGAAGAAAGCACGAAGUUCUCAACAAAUACUGUAUUUGUUAUCAGUCCGGAUUUCUGAAACAUCUCACAAACCUCAGGGACCAUUACACUGGUGACUGCUAAAAUACAAGUUUUCUGUCCCUUCAGUAACCUGAUUUGUAGAAACUGUAUGUUGGCAAUUAUCUGAAUUUUGAAAACCAAUGUUGACAGGUUUACUACAAUGAAUAAAAAGUUAAUAAAAUGAUGGUCAAUUUGUGAAAAA